Paramisgurnus dabryanus is the source of this 3878-nucleotide messenger RNA. Lineage: Eukaryota; Metazoa; Chordata; Actinopteri; Cypriniformes; Cobitidae. The record is from RefSeq and is a predicted model, not a curated record.
ACUGACACUUCGAGGAAAAGACUAAAAUCGAAGUUCAAAAUGUUGUGGAUUAUGAGACCGUUUACAGCACUGCUCUUUCUCGCCUAUUCACAAGCAGGAGAGGAUGAUGAUAUUCGAGCUGGCUGUAGCACAGCAGUUAAUGACCUGGUCUACAUCAUUGAUGGCUCCUGGAGCGUUGGAGAUCAAGACUUCAAAACAGCAAAGCGGUGGUUGAUCAAUGUCACAAGCGGAUUCGACGUGAGUUCACACUACUCACAGGUGGGUGUAGUACAGUACAGUGACACCCCGAGAUUGGAGAUCCCACUUGGUGUUCACAAGACCACUCCUGAUCUUAUUGAAGCCAUCAAGCACAUCGAAUACUUGGGUGGAAACACGCAGACAGGCCGUGCCAUCAAGUUUGCCAUAGACCACGUCUUUGCAACAUCACAGCGGAGUGACGUGAAGAAUCGCAUCGCCGUGGUCGUGACCGAUGGAAAGUCGCAGGAUGACGUUGUCGACUCCAGCGUGGAGGCGAGGGCGCAAGGGAUCAAACUUUUUGCGGUGGGUGUGGGAACGGAGAUCACAACGUCAGAGCUUGUGACCAUUGCCAACAAGCCUGCAGGUGACUACUUACUUUAUGCGGAGGACUACACCAAUAUCGACCGCAUUCGUGACGCCAUGGAGCAAAAGCUGUGCGAGGAAUCUGUAUGUCCCACACGUAUUCCUGUGGCUUCCCGGGAUGAGAAAGGCUUUGAGCUGAUGUUGGGAAUGAAGAUCCAUAAGAAGGCUAAGAAGAUACAGGGCUCAUUAGUGUCCGAGACAGCCUAUCUGCUAGACGAAGACAUUGAUGUUACCGAAAACACAAGGGAAAUCUUUCCAGAAGGCCUUCCACCAUCCUAUGUGUUUGUGGCAACUUUGAGGUUGAGAGGACCCUCAAACACAGAAAAGUUUGAUGUGUGGAGGGUGCUGUCUAAAGAUGGACAAGUUCAAGCUGCUGUCACACUAAGUGGAAAUGACAAAUCUGUCAGCUUCACAACCACCAACACGCUUAAUGGCCAACAGAUCAUUACUUUUGAUAGAGGCAUUGAGACACUUUUUGAUGGAAGCUGGCACCAGUUGAAGGUUCUGGUUAGACCCAUACGUGUCACAUUUUUCCUGGAUGACCAGCAGAUCGAGGGCAAAGCUCUGGAACCUGUUGUGCCCAUCUACAUCAAUGGGAAGACUCAGAUUUCCAAACGCUUUGCGUCUGAUGCUACACUUUCUAUAGAAAUCCAGAAACUGAGACUUUAUUGUGAUCCACAGCAAAGUGAGAGAGAGACAGCAUGUGAGAUCUACUCUGUGGAUGAUGAAAGGUGCCCUUUGGACCGUAAGCCCACCAACGACACAGAAGAAGAAUGUGACUGCGAUCAAGGGCAGCCAGGACCACCUGGGCCAGCAGGACCUCCAGGACUAAAGGGUUCCCGUGGUGAGAAGGGACAGGAAGGGUCUCCGGGCCCAGAUGGUAAGACUGGACCCCAAGGGAAAAUAGGAAAGCCUGGAGAGCCGGGCAAACCUGGACAGAAGGGUGACAAAGGUCUACCAGGGCUAAAGGGUAAACCAGGAUUGAAAGGUUUGAAAGGUGAACGUGGAGGACAAGGGUUGCCAGGGAAACAAGGCCGGCCAGGACCUAUGGGAGAGGACGGGAAGAAAGGUGAACAAGGACCUCCCGGAGAGCCUGGUCUAAUGGGGGAAUCUGGAAUCCCUGGCAGUAAAGGAUCACCUGGCUUCAUGGGACCAAAGGGAGAAAAAGGAAAUGUUGGAUUGCCAGGUACAGAUGGACCACAAGGAGUGCCAGGUAUCCGUGGGCUUCCUGGUGAGGUGGGGCCAAGCGGACCACAGGGGCUAAGAGGACCACACGGCCUUAAAGGUUCACCUGGACCAAAAGGAUCUUCAGGCACGCCAGGACCCAUAGGGCCCCCCGGAGCUGAUGGACCUGUCGGCCCCAAGGGUUGUGCAGGUGAUAAAGGAGGUAUGGGUAUUCCUGGUACUCCAGGUCAAAAGGGUGACCAGGGUGAAUUAGGGUUUCCAGGACUUCAAGGUGCUAUGGGCCUUCCUGGAUUUAAAGGACACAAGGGAGAGAGAGGAGAAGCUGGUUCCAAGGGCAUUCAGGGUCUGAAAGGCAACAGUGGGUUACCUGCAGCACCUGGUCCUUCAGGCGAAGUUGGACCCAGAGGUAGCAAAGGAGAGAAAGGUAUUCCAGGUGACCCUGGAGUCAAAGGUACAGAUGGACAGAAGGGGGACAUGGGGCACAUUGGCAUAAUCGGCCCACGUGGGAUUCCGGGUCAGGAUGGAUCAAUGGGGCAACCUGGCAUUCCAGGCAAUCCAGGAAACCCUGGCAAACCUCCAUCUGAUGAGUAUUUGAUGAAACUCUUUGGGGACGUUUUGAGAAAUCAGCUGCUCGAGCUACUGCCGACAAUGGUGCCACAGUUUUGUUGCGAUCCCCCUAAAACUGUUAAAGGACCUCCGGGACAGCCUGGAGCUCCAGGGCCUAAAGGUUCUUGUGGGCCUCCUGGUUAUUCCGGCAGACCUGGCUCUCAGGGCUACCCUGGACCUUCGGGUAUCCAAGGGCCCCCAGGACUCAAAGGAGAUAGAGGUAAUCCUGGAUUUAAGGGCAGUAAAGGAGAGAGCAGGCCAGGACACCCAGGACCUCCAGGAGACACAGGGAUACAGGGUCCUCGCGGUAGUGAUGGCAUUGGUGUUCCAGGUCCUACAGGAAUACAGGGUAAAUCCGGGAUUCCAGGUGUUCCGGGGAAGCAAGGUCCCCCUGGGCCAGCCGGUGUGUGCGACAUGUCCAUCUGCUACCAAGCCUACAACCUCAGGAGAGAACACUACAGUAAAGGGCCUGAUUUCUAACACACACACUCAAGAAACACAUGGGCUUAGGUUGCAGGUCACCAGAAGCGUCACAGUAAAUCCAUCCAGGAAUUGAUUGACGUGCCUUGGGACUUUGUCUGCACACUGACAUGAUGCAGUGUUAUAUUAGCAGUCUUCAGAUAAAAUGUUGGACAUUAUAUUAACAUUUCAAGAAGAGAAACUUUUAAUAGAGUUUGCGUUAACAACAUAUGUUUGGGCAACAAUUAGAAUAGAUGUAAAAUAUGAAUGAAAUGGAUGGUAAUAUGCCAUAAAUGUCUCAGGAACAUGCAUAUGUAUCGGUAUGACUUAUUAAUACCAAAUAAUUGCAUUAUGGGGACGGUUAUCAGAGACAGCGCAAAUUUAUCAUAGCUUAAUGUUGAAACCUUUCAUUGUAUUACUUUUGCAGUUCCUUGUAUGUGUGCAAUAACAAAAAUUGACCAAACCUUAACAUUCGCUAAAAAAUAGGUAUUUUGGCAGUUAAUUGAAGUAACAAGUUUUAUUCAUUACUUCAAUGACAGGCAUUAAAAAAAGCAUGGCCUCUAGAAAUCUAGACAUUUCCAUUUGUUUGCAGGAAGUUCCUGUAUGGGUUCCUUGUGAUUUGUCUGGAAAGAUUUAGACUGAAUAGCUAAGUCUCAACAACAAUCAUAGUUGCUUAUUGAACUGAAUAAUUACAGUGUUGUUAGAUACAGAACAACAAUAGGCCUAUUUCACAAUAUGGCGGCCGAGGCCGGAUGUAGGUAAAACGCAUUUCCGGUGAAAGCUAUUCCGGUGAAAGCCUAUCCAAAACGAUGGCGGAGACUAAAAGUAGUCAGUCUUGUAGCGUGCCUUUGUUUUUAAAUUCAAAGAAAAAAGAACCAUACUUGUUAUUUAACAGCUUUCCGAGCGAUGAAAAUGCAAAAAGCGUUGGAUCUGGGCUAUUCGAAGAGAUGAGUGAGCAUCAUUUACAGUGAGGAGGGGCAGCAGUUUUGUGUGUGCUAUGCACUUCACGGAGAAUGAAGUCCGCGUCC